GGAAAAAUGAGUGGCAGCCACAGGAGAACGAGGGGCGGCUGCGUGAACUGCAAGAAACGCAAGCGCAAGUGCGACGAGCAGAGACCUGGAUGUAUGGCCUGUAUAGAUCGAAAUAUACAAUGCGAGGGGUAUGCACAUCCGGUACGGUGGGUCGAGGGCAUAGCGUCCAGAGGUCGCUUCGUGGGUGUGAGGGAUCCGGGACUGCUCCUGCAACCGGUGGAGGCGACAACAGCGGCACCGACUGUUGACCGUGUCACCUCUUCGAGUCCUGCUGACACUGCGCACACAACGCCACUGCAAUUUCCCGGCGAUACUUUGCACAUGGCAGAGGAAGACCAGAACCGCAUCUCAGACGAAGAGAGCAUCGCAUUUGAAAAAUUUCUAGUUACAGGACUCCAUCAGCUCUGUAACGCCGAGAUCUACGGUUGGCUGUCCGUCUUCUUCCGGGCCGUGUCGAAGGAGUCAAGAGCUCUGCCGCUUGUGGGAGCUGCACUCCAAGCAUACUACGAUAAUGGUUGGACGGUGACUGCCAUGGAGCGCAUGGACCGUGCGAUCCGCACAUUUCGCACUGAUCUGGAGAUCCUUGGCAGCGAGCGCCGCUCUGCCACCAUUUGUAGUGGACUGCUUAUAUGUACCAUGUGUUUGUACCAGACCAGACCAAUAACGCCAUAUCUCCGUCUCCUGGCUGACAUGCACAAUCUCAAAGGCAGCCUGGAAGGCUUAACGCCGAAUCCACUUGUGCAUGUUCCCUCGCAGCACGUGUUGGAGGUUCUGGGCGUCAUGGACAUGACAUCAUUCCUGAUCGGUCGUCUCCACCCCAGCCUCGGCAUCUGGAAGCGUGUGCGUGAUUUGCGAAGUGAUACCAGUCAUCGCGUGCUGGGCGACAUCGAGGUGGUAACAGGCUUGCCAAGGACUCUACUGGAUAUAUUCUCUGAGAUCACCGAGCAGUGCGAUGUUAAUAGCCAGGUCGAGGCUAUGUUUUGGGGUUGGAGGGGCUGCGUGGGAACCCUUGACCAGUGUCAUCUUUGGGAUUCUUGGCGAUACGCGGGUAUCCUGGACAUUCGUCGCCGCUUGCGACGUCUAUGGGCAUCCAACGCGCCAUGCGGAAGCUCUGUCUUCGACAAUCUCGACCAAGCCGCCAAUAACGAAGCGGUCCUCUGUCGCCUCAUUGCAUCCCUCGACGCACUGAGUCGCAAGGCGAAGACGGUUGGUGGUCUUGAACCCUCAUUCUUGAACAAGGGACUGAUAUUCCCCUUCACGUUGGCAAAUCUCGAGGUCCCUCUGCUCAAGAUCAACCCAUCAUGGAAAUCCACGCUGGAAGACUUUCAGUCGGUUUUUUUCUCCAAAGAUGACGUUACCCUCGGCGGUAGUGCCGUACUUACAUUGAUCAACCAAGCUUGGGAGGCGGGCACACACUCCUUCGAUAUUGAUCAAGCAGCCAGAGAACGAGGCAUCGAAAUCGGUAUUUUUUAAAGAGA
Molecule: messenger RNA, 1478 nt
Organism: Paraphaeosphaeria sporulosa
Lineage: Eukaryota; Fungi; Ascomycota; Dothideomycetes; Pleosporales; Didymosphaeriaceae
Exons: 3
Coding region: 7-1473 (488 amino acids)
Biological process (GO): regulation of DNA-templated transcription
Molecular function (GO): DNA-binding transcription factor activity, RNA polymerase II-specific; zinc ion binding
Source: RefSeq, a predicted model, not a curated record